CGCCCGCCCAGCUCCUUAUAUACCUCGUUCUCGAGACUCUUGUCGUCUGUGAUCACCUCAUCUUUUGGUGAAUCGAACCAGACUUUAUCGUGCCAACAACCCCUAUGCGCGUAACAUCCGUCGUCGUCGCCUUCGUGGCUUGCGCUGUUGUCGGAGCCAUGCCUGCGCCGCAUGCAGAUGCCAGGCUUGGUGCACCGUCCUGGAAGCGUGGACCAGGUUCGCCAGACUGGCGCCGUGAUGCAGGAAACGAGCGAAAGCGCGAGGCUGAUGCUGAUGCUGAGCCCGGUUCCAUUGACUGGAAACGCGACCCAAGAACGCCUGACUGGAAGCGCGACGCAAAGGCUGGCACACACUCCUGGUAGCUGUCUGCGAGCAAACUCAGUGAAGGCCGUGCCUAGUCUUUCGUUUUCUCGUCUCUUCCCUAGCCGAUAUAAUUAUUGACUGUCCAACCGCUAACUCCGUGUUUGCUGGACAAUUCCUCUAUUAUCCCGUCGAACCAUGGCUUUUCAUGGUCAAGAGAACAUUAUGCCGCCGUUCUAAUCAGUCCAUCAACCUCUGAUCCAAACGUCCAA
Molecule: messenger RNA, 572 nt
Organism: Fomitiporia mediterranea MF3/22
Lineage: Eukaryota; Fungi; Basidiomycota; Agaricomycetes; Hymenochaetales; Hymenochaetaceae
Exons: 3
Coding region: 105-362 (85 amino acids)
Source: RefSeq, a predicted model, not a curated record